This is a messenger RNA of Chelmon rostratus (copperband butterflyfish), 1963 nucleotides long. Its product is annotated as T-cell surface glycoprotein CD3 epsilon chain-like. Gene Ontology annotation, biological process: cell surface receptor signaling pathway; positive thymic T cell selection. Gene Ontology annotation, molecular function: transmembrane signaling receptor activity. Gene Ontology annotation, cellular component: alpha-beta T cell receptor complex; external side of plasma membrane. Lineage: Eukaryota; Metazoa; Chordata; Actinopteri; Chaetodontiformes; Chaetodontidae. The record is from RefSeq and is a predicted model, not a curated record. The transcript has 5 exons. The coding region runs from base 160 to 672 and encodes 170 amino acids.
AGAGAGAGAGAGAGUCAGAGAGAGAACCACCAAGUCUACUCCUGCAAAUCUUUACGCGUUAGGCAGCUUGAUGUUUUUAUAGCAGUUAUAUUCACAAAUCUGAUCUACACAGUAGAAGCUCAAGACACGGCACAAUAAACGGAGGUCGUCAUAAAAAAAAUGACCAGCAUGGGUAUUCAGGCCGCACUCGCCGUCCUCCUCCUGCUCGUAGCUACCGUGAAGGCUGAUGACGGAGGAGUGUCAUUCUGGGGGGAAUCUUGCACAAUGACCUGUCCAGAAGAGGGGACGUGGUACUACAAAAACAAAAACAUCAGUGAGGGACUGACAUAUAAAUUCAAGUAUGAAAAUGACAAGAAAGGCCUUUACCGCUGUGAAUACGACAGAAAAAAAUAUUACUUCUAUGUACAAGGAAAGGUGUGUGAGAACUGUUAUGAGCUGGACGCCACUUUGUUCUCUCUGGCCCUCGUUGCGGACAUAUCCGUGACGGCAUUCGUGAUGAUGAUGAUCCGCAUGUGCAUCAGGAAGAGGAGCUCAGCCGGACUCGCUCACACUCCCAAAGCACCUGCUCGUUCAGGAGGCCGGGCUCCGCCUGUCCCAUCUCCUGACUAUGAGCAAUUGAACACUCACACUCGCUCCAAGGACACUUACUCUGUCGUGAACAGGACGGGGUAGAGACGAGUGACCUGGCGGCGUCAGGUUCCUGGUUUGAAGGCCGCACGGAUGAAGGCGAACACUCACCAAAGACAUACAUGAACAGCUGUCAGGCUCCCAGCUGCAUGCAAGCACUUGCUUUCGCCCCUUUGGAUUUAAAUGGUUGUUUGACCCACAUGGAAAAAAAAGAAACGUUGUCUCCCUUUCCUCUGGUAUCACCUUGCCGGGUAGAGUAGUCGUUUCAGUUGCCCAGGUACAAAAUUAAAUUAACUGCUUUUAGUUUGUGGAGCUCAGCAUUUACAAAUCAAAACUACUUAUGGAUUACUCUUCUUCCAGUAUUCCAAACCAAUAUAAGUAUAUCGACACAUUUAUGUCUAUGAGGAAAUUUAACAGGAUUAUAAAUUGGUGUCAUACUAAUUGUCAGUGUAUUCACUGUCAUAAUGAUAGAUCAACCAACUAUCAUAGUCUCACAGUCCUCUACUGGCCUGAGUCAGCUGUAAUACAUUUAACUGAGAGCGCAUGAAAGCUACUUUAAAGUUUGUCUAUUCACGUCCACUGUAUCGAUGUGCAGGCAGAAAUCUCAGAGAAAGACGUCUGGUCAAAUAAAAACAAAAUUAUAUACAUGGCUGGGUGCCAUCAGAGGUAAGUGAGAAAAUGUGGGAGGGGGGCUGCUGUUUGAUUUAUAAAUAUACACUCAGUAGCGACUUUAAUAGGUACACCACAGCCUAAUGCAAUCCAAUACAAGCGUCGCUGUCAUCCCGCUGUUGAUGAAAUGAUGUGUUUUAACACUGCGGUUGUCGCGGUGCUGUUGAUCAGUAUAUAGAGAAUGUUGUGUAAUGACCUCAGUGAUAAACACAUUUAUACAUUUUUAGCGAUGUUACCAAGGAAGGUGACAAAAGCUUUGCCUUGCAGAGUAAAUGCAUUGGAUCACAUUAGACUGUACAAGUGUGCCUAAUAAAGUGGCGACUGUGUGUGUUUGUGUGUGUGUGUGUGUAUAGAUUUGUACUAUGACUGUACUGACCCUUAUAUAUAAAAAUAUAGUAUGGUGGAGCAUUGUCGAAUUUACAAUAAUGUCACAAAUAAAAAUUAUUACUUGUAUUGUCAUUUCAAAUGUUAGUAUACUUGUUUCCUCUCAGCUACAUAUACUCUGAUAUGUUUCUGUCAUCAGUUCUGACUUGCCUUAUUGUAAAAAGUAGCAAAUUUUGUUCAUUUUUUUAUCGCACACAUAUAUUUUGCUCAUCAACUUUGUUCUUUUUUUGCUUUUUAACUUUUUACUUCUAACCUGUGUCACUAAUAAAUGAACCACAGUCAC